CCCCUCCUCUUUAUACGCACGCCACACCGCAGCAGUGCCUGCACACUCCCACUGACGACCACUGCUCGACUCCACCGACUACUCCUGCAGCUAGCUAGCCAGCCACCGCCCAAUCCCUCCAAUGGCAGCAGCCGCGGCGACGACCUUCGCCGCCACGCCGCAGCGCCUUUCCGGAGCCUACAGCAUCUUAAUCUUGCUGCUCAUGGCCUGCGGUGGCGCGACAGCGCAGGUGUUCCCGCCGUGGAACGGCACGUUCCCGAUGGGCCCCGGCUUCGGCAGCGCGGGCGGGAGCGGCGGGGCCGCGGGGGCUGGGGCGGCGAUGGGCGUGCCGGCGAUGUUCGUGUUCGGGGACUCGCUGACGGACAACGGCAACAACAACGACCUGACGUCGCUGGCCAAGGCCAACUACCUGCCCUACGGCAUCGACUUCGCAGGCGGGCCAACCGGACGCUUCUCCAACGGCUACACCAUGGUCGACGAGAUCGCUCAACUCCUGGGCUUGCCGUUGCUGCCGGCCCACUCCGAGGCCUCCGGCGACGCCGUCCUCCACGGCGUGAACUACGCCUCCGCGGCGGCAGGGAUCCUGGACAACACCGGCCAGAACUUCGUCGGGCGCAUCCCGUUCAACCAGCAGAUCAAGAACUUCGAGCAGACGCUGGACCAGAUCUCGCGCAAGCUGGGCGCCGGCAGGCUGGCCUCGUCGCUGGCGCGGAGCAUCUUCUACGUGGGCAUGGGCAGCAACGACUACCUCAACAACUACCUCAUGCCCAACUACAACACCCGCAACGAGUACAACGGCGACCAGUACUCCACCCUCCUCGUGCAGCAGUACACCAAGCAGCUCAACAGCUUGUACAACUUGGGCGCUCGGAAGUUCGUGAUCGCCGGCGUGGGGUCGAUGGCGUGCAUCCCCAACAUGCGCGCGCGGAGCCCGCAAAACAUGUGCUCGCCGGACGUGGACGACCUCAUCAUUCCCUUCAACAACAAGGUGAAGGCCAUGGUGAGCAGCCUCAACGCCAACCGGCCGCGCGCCAAGUUCAUCUACGUCGACAACUACGCCAUGAUCUCCGAGGUCCUCCGCAACCCCUGGUCCUACGGGUUCAGCAUGAUCGACCGGGGGUGCUGCGGCCUCGGGAGGAACCGGGGGCUGAUCACCUGCCUGCCGUUCCUGCGGCCGUGCCCGAACCGGAACACCUACGUCUUCUGGGACGCCUUCCACCCAACGGAGCGGGUGAACGUGCUGCUCGGCAGGGCCGCGUUCAACGGCGGCACCGACGUCGUCUACCCCAUGAACAUCCAGCAGCUCGCCGCCUGGCAGCCGUAGACAGCGAGGACACAAGGCCUCUGAUGGAGUCGAUCGAUGCAUGGUUUUGCAGCAGUAUUGUGUGUACGGUCAUGAGUAGGAGGGAGCUGAAACGAGUUAUGGUGUGUCCAGUGUCCUGUUUGUAGUAGAAGCGUGUCUGUUGGUUUUGGUCCAUCAGUGUUCAAAAGUCCCUGUAAUGUAUCAGGGAGAUCACCGGAGUUGUUUCGUUGGUUGGUGUGGUUGUCUUCAGUGUUUGCCAGUUUAAUGAUAAAGAAGUACCUUUGAUCGUGUU
This is a messenger RNA of Phragmites australis (common reed), 1595 nucleotides long. RefSeq names its product GDSL esterase/lipase At1g71691-like. The transcript is spliced from 4 exons. The record is from RefSeq and is a predicted model, not a curated record. Lineage: Eukaryota; Viridiplantae; Streptophyta; Magnoliopsida; Poales; Poaceae. Gene Ontology annotation, molecular function: hydrolase activity, acting on ester bonds. The coding region runs from base 122 to 1324 and encodes 400 amino acids.